This is a messenger RNA of Olea europaea var. sylvestris, 1388 nucleotides long. RefSeq names its product ELMO domain-containing protein A-like. The transcript is spliced from 10 exons. Bases 257 to 1222 code for a protein of 321 amino acids. NCBI's taxonomy places the organism in Eukaryota, Viridiplantae, Streptophyta, Magnoliopsida, Lamiales, Oleaceae. The record is from RefSeq and is a predicted model, not a curated record.
AUUAUUCCAGUUCGACUAUCUUUCAAUCUACCAGAUACCUUCCUUAAAGUGACAGAAGGAUUCUUUUCGAAUGUUCAUCAAAUCAUUAUUUAGCAAGUACUUCACAGCUUCCUUAACAAUUAAGAAUGAAAAUUGACGUCAGAACAAAUAAAAUAUCCAAAAAGUUGCAAAAGAUUAAGGCUUACUCAGGAUUUAUUUAAGGGUUUCCAAUUUUACGGUGAGCUGUAUCUGUUUCAGUUUUAAGGGAAUCGAAUUCAUGACAUCCCAGACGUUGAGAAGAAGGCUCCACCACGGAGAUGUUGACGGUAGAAGAAAUGAGCAUUCGGAGACUUCGGGAUUUGAUUCUCUAGACGAGCCAUUACUAGGAAAUGGAGUAUAUGAUGGUCCGCAUUCAGAGGGCUAUUUGCUUCCUGAAAUUUUGGAUGAUGGGCGGCGUAAAGAACACUUGCAUUGGACAAUUCUUUUUUCGCAUAUAAUCUCUCAAUGGGCGCAGUGGUUAGCGAAUAUUGUCCUCGGAUCUGGAUCAUUUAUUGGACGGCUUUUGCCAUUUGUAUCAGGCACUCAGAAUGGACCAAACGGGAAGAUCUCUCCCCCUUUACUUAGUCCCUUACAGGACGCAAGACUCAAAUAUCUAAAGCAAAGGCUGGCAGUUCCUUUUGAUGGUUCUUUUUUGGAGCAUCAGGAUGCUCUAAAACAAUUGUGGAGGUUAGCUUACCCUGAUAGAGAACUCCCAGCACUGAAAUCAGAUCUCUGGAAAGAGAUGGGAUGGCAGGGAUCUGAUCCUUCCACAGAUUUCAGGGGUGGAGGAUUCAUAUCAUUGGAGAACCUUAUAUUCUUUGCCAAGACUUUUACGGAAGCGUUUCAAAAUUUGUUGCACAAGAGAGACGGAAACAGGUCAGAAUGGGAGUAUCCUUUUGCUGUAGCUGGCAUCAAUAUUUCUUUUAUGCUGGUGCAAAUGUUAGAUCUUCAAUCAGCAAAGCCAAAUACUAUAGCUGGAGUUCGAUUUCUGGAAAUAUUAAGUGAAGAUGAAAUGGCCUUCGAUAACCUUUUCUGCGUCACCUUUGAAAUGUUGGACGCACAGUGGCUUGCGAAGCAGGCCUCGUAUAUGCAAUUCAACGAAGUUCUCAAGUCCACAAGAGCGCAGCUAGAGCGCGAGCUUGCACUUGAUGAUAUCUACAGUAUAAAAGACUUGCCGGCUUACAAUCUACUAUUGAAAAGAUAACGCAUUUGAGAUCACUAUAAUUUUAUGACAAUCUUUAGGUAACACAUCUUUAUAUAUGUUCUGCACAAUUCUUCUCUCUUAAAAGUUAUAUCCACAGUUGAGAAUAUGGCAUAUUAUGGCAUGAAGUUGAGUAAUUUAAAGUGAUGGUAUAAUGCUUCUUUUUAAA